AUGAGGACUCGCGCGGCAGCAGCAUGGCUGGCGGCAGCAGCCGCCCUCGCCCUCCAGCAAGUAGCCUGGGGUCACGUGCUCAGCCAACAGGACACCAGCCUCAGUUCGCAAAGCAGAGAAACACGAGCCGCGCGGGGUGACCACAUGGAGGAGGACCACAUGGACGAGCACCCGGGCCACGCCAAAUCGGACUCGGCGCUCAGCUACUACGAGUUCCUCAUUAACGAGGGAUCGUACAAGUUCUGGGCGUGGUUCCAGCUGGCGACGGCGGCGCUGCUCAUCUACUCAGUGUUCGCGGCCAUCUACUACUCCAAGUACACGUACUACACCAACGCCUCCGACUACGACUACGACUACUUCUUCAAGCGGUCCGGCGAGCCGGCGUCGGCGGCGCGGUCGGCCCCCACGACACAGAGCUCAACCUUCCUGGGGCUCUCCGCGCAGACCUACCAGAGGAUCCUCGACGCCAUCACCAGCAAGAAUUACUCAUGACCACUUCCCCGCCAAGACCGUGUUCACUACAUGUCAUGAGUAAAC
Messenger RNA from Schistocerca nitens (vagrant locust), 537 nucleotides. RefSeq lists its product as uncharacterized. NCBI's taxonomy places the organism in Eukaryota, Metazoa, Arthropoda, Insecta, Orthoptera, Acrididae. The transcript has 2 exons. The coding region runs from base 1 to 492 and encodes 163 amino acids. The record is from RefSeq and is a predicted model, not a curated record.